GUAUUUAUAUAGUUGUAAACCUUACAUGUGACAACAAAACAUUUCGACAUUUCGUAUUUAUAAUUUUACGUUUCAAUGGUUGUAAAUUAAAAAUUAAUAUUUUGUUACAUUUAUAUUAUAAAUUAUAUCUGAUAAUUAAUUAAACAUAAAAUGGAAACUCAACAAAUAACUAAUUCGCGUAGAAAAAUAUUAAACUACGUGAUAAGUGGAAUUUUAACCGAAAGUGAAUUUAUUACUUGUGAAAAACAAGUAAUGGAGACAUUAACGGAGAUGUUACAGUCAUUUCUAGUUCAAAUUGGAGAAUCUUCCAGAAAUUUUUCUGAGCUAGCUGGCAGGACAGAACCCUUGAUAGCAGAUAUAAUUUUAGCGCUCAUAAAUAUGGGUUUUAAAUUGGACGGUCUUACUAAGUACGCAAUGAGGCAAAAUCGUACAACAUUGCCACCGCUGCAGCCACAAACUCAGUCUAAGCAGAUGAACAUGCUUCCUGCUGGUGAAAAACAACCUCAUCCGCCACAUGUACCAAGCUAUCUCCCACAGUUUCCUGAUCCUCAUGCAUAUAUUCGGACUCCUACUCAUAAACAGCCCGUCACGGAGUAUGAAGCCAUUAGAGAGAAAGCAGCUUCUCAAAAAAGAGAUACUGAACGAGCAUUGACAAGAUUUGUCGCUAAAACCAGCGAAACUCACAGUCUGUUCUCGUCUGAUGACAACAGCGCAUUCUUAUUAAUCGCUUGUAAGCCGCAGUUUCCACCUUAUCUCUCUGCCUUGAUGCCACAAGAUCAAGUUUUUGAACCAGAGACAGAGUUCGACUUUGAAAGAACUGCUCCCGUUAAAAAACGUAAAGAAACGAAGACCAAUGAUGAUGACAAUGAUGAUGUGAAAGAAGACAUUGCCGUGAAAUCAGAGCCUACGGAAAUGGGUGAAGAAGUGUCGACCCAGCAAGAAAUUGAUAAUCCUUAUUUAAGGCCUGGUAAAAUUCCACAUAAUAAAGUGGCUGUGAGUUAAAACUAAUCUUACUUGUAAAAUAUAAGUUUUAUUUAUAAUUUUUUUUAACAAACCUUUGUAAAUAAAUCUCCUGCAAUAUAAU
Cotesia glomerata is the source of this 1084-nucleotide messenger RNA. It is a transcript of the gene Taf8, whose product is annotated as transcription initiation factor TFIID subunit 8. The coding region runs from base 151 to 1002 and encodes 283 amino acids. The transcript has 4 exons. Gene Ontology annotation, biological process: transcription initiation at RNA polymerase II promoter. NCBI's taxonomy places the organism in Eukaryota, Metazoa, Arthropoda, Insecta, Hymenoptera, Braconidae. The record is from RefSeq and is a predicted model, not a curated record. Gene Ontology annotation, molecular function: protein heterodimerization activity. Gene Ontology annotation, cellular component: transcription factor TFIID complex.